Molecule: messenger RNA, 2293 nt
Organism: Dendrobium catenatum
Lineage: Eukaryota; Viridiplantae; Streptophyta; Magnoliopsida; Asparagales; Orchidaceae
Product: SUMO-activating enzyme subunit 2
Exons: 12
Coding region: 163-2166 (667 amino acids)
Biological process (GO): protein sumoylation
Cellular component (GO): cytoplasm; SUMO activating enzyme complex
Molecular function (GO): ATP binding; SUMO activating enzyme activity
Source: RefSeq, a predicted model, not a curated record
GAAGGAGCCGUAGGGGUAAAACUGAGAAGAAAACCCUUUCGUCCAAGUCGCUUCGGUUACCGGUCCCUCGUGAGUCCAAGGAGCAGGAGAAGUCCUCUUCGUCUACUAUGCUUUGACGCGCGCCGGGAACUCUGAUCUGUAUUUCUCUCAUCGAGCUCCAGCAUGGCACCGGGCUCGGACAUGGAGGCGGUCAAGAGGGCGAAGGUGCUGAUGGUGGGGGCGGGCGGGAUCGGCUGCGAGCUGCUCAAGACGCUUGCUUUGUCGGGCUUCGAAGAUAUACACAUCAUUGACAUGGACACAAUUGAAGUGAGCAAUCUAAAUAGGCAAUUUUUGUUCCGCCAGUGUCAUGUGGGCCAAUCAAAGGCUAAGGUUGCUCGAGAUGCUGUCCUUAAAUUUAGGCCUCACAUAAACAUAAAACCAUACCAUGCAAAUGUCAAAAAUCCUGAGUUCAAUAUUGAAUUUUUCAAGCAAUUUAGUGUGGUCGUGAAUGGACUUGAUAACUUAGAUGCCCGAAGACAUGUCAAUCGUCUAUGCUUAGCUGCGGAGGUCCCUUUAAUUGAAAGUGGAACAACUGGUUUUUUAGGGCAGGUAACUGUCCAUGUCAAAGGUAAAACAGAAUGCUACGAGUGUCAGGGAAAACCAACUCCAAAGACGUAUCCUGUUUGCACUAUAACUAAUACUCCUUCAAAGUUUGUUCAUUGUGUUGUCUGGGCAAAGGACUUGCUAUUUGCAAAGUUGUUUGGCGAUAGAAGUCAGGAGAAUGAUUUGAAUGUUCAGUCUAGUGAUAGUGUCGAUGCAUCAAAAAAUACUGAAGAUGUAUUUGAGCGAAAUCCAGAUGAGGAUCUUGAAAACUAUGGUCAGAGAAUAUAUGAUCAUGUUUUUGGAUAUAAUAUUGAACUCGCACUAUCUAAUGAGGAGACAUGGAGACAGAGAGAGAAACCUAGGCCUAUCUAUAUAAAUGACGUUCUCCCAGAAAAGUCUUUUCAGAAGAAUGGAUACUUGGAGAACAGUAUAGAUGUGAACAUGGCAAUCUCUGCAAUGCCAGCUCUUGGUCUUAAAAGUCCACAAGAUAUAUGGAGUCUUGCAGAAAAUACAAAAGUGUUUUUGGAGGCUUUAAGUCUAUUUAUUAAGAAACGGGUUAAGGAUAUUGGGAACCUCAUGUUCGACAAAGAUGACCAGUUAGCCGUAGAAUUUGUGACUGCUGCGGCAAAUAUCAGGGCAUCUUCUUUUGGAAUUCCCAUGCACAGCCUUUUUGAAACAAAAGGUAUUGCAGGGAACAUUGUUCAUGCUGUUGCAACGACAAAUGCCAUUAUUGCUGGUCUUAUAGUUAUUGAAGCAAUUAAGGUUCUUCAGGGUGAUUUUAACAACUAUAGGAUGACAUAUUGUCUAGAGUUUCCAAAGAGAAAGAUGCUUUUGAUGCCUAUUGAGCCAUUUGAAGCUAAUAAAUCAUGUUAUGUGUGUUCUGAGACACCUCUCAUUCUGGAGAUUAACACCAGAACAUCAAAAUUGCGAGACUUUGUUGAGAAGAUUGUGAGAAACAAACUAGGCAUGAAUCUGCCCUUGAUAAUGCAUGGAGCAAAUCUUAUUUUCGAGGAUGGUGAUGAUAUAGAGGAAGAUGUUGCCUCUAACUAUGCUCGUAACCUAGACAAGGUCUUAGCUGAACUUCCUUCUCCAGUUACAAGUGGAACAGUUCUCACAGUUGAGGAUCUUCAGCAAGAGUUGACGUGCAAUAUUAUCAUCAAACACAGGGAAGAGUUCAAUGAGGAAAAAGAACCUGAUGGGAUGGUUCUGUCUGGAUGGACAGAACGUGCUAAUGAUAAGCAGUCAAGCAAUGGUGAAAGCACAUCAAGUGUACUGACCAAUGGGCCCUAUGUGGCUUCAGGAAAACCACUUGUCAGUGGUACAAAGAGAAAACUAUCUGAAAUGGAAGAAGCUUCUGACAACUCUUGCAACCCUUCUUCAAAAUCUAACUCCGCUGAUCGAGAAAAUCCUCAGCAGGUCGACGACAAUGAUGUUUUGGAUGAUCUUGUCAUACUGGAGGUUCCACCUGAAGUUCCCAAGAAAAAAAAGGUCAAGUGCUUUGUCACAUUGAGGAAAGCAUUCACAUAUCUCAUGUCGGCUCUUCAGGUGAAGCGUUGGAGUCAUUUUAGUGUAUAUCUUUUGUAGCUCUUAUUUCCAGAACGCCCGUUAACUAACUUUUUUUUUUCCUUUUUUUUGUAAUGUUCUGUUUACCGGUCAAAUCUCAUGUAAUGACUAGCUGUUUUUUUUUUUUUUUUAAUGAAUGCAUUUUAGA